Messenger RNA from Protobothrops mucrosquamatus (brown spotted pit viper), 2487 nucleotides. RefSeq names its product RPA1 related single stranded DNA binding protein, X-linked (gene RADX). The record is from RefSeq and is a predicted model, not a curated record. Gene Ontology annotation, cellular component: replication fork. Bases 1 to 2487 code for a protein of 828 amino acids. NCBI's taxonomy places the organism in Eukaryota, Metazoa, Chordata, Lepidosauria, Squamata, Viperidae. Gene Ontology annotation, biological process: regulation of DNA repair. The transcript has 13 exons. Gene Ontology annotation, molecular function: single-stranded DNA binding.
AUGGAGAAGGGCGCUGCCAGCCUGAAGGAAGGCCUGAGGGGGGAAGAGGCCAAUGCGGGCCCCUCUAGAGGCUCGGGGGACCCUCAGGAAGGCCCCAGCAGCCAGCUGGCCGAAGAGGGCGCCGUGUCAGGGGCCAAGGGCCCCGGGGUGGCCCCAGACCCCCCAAGUGGUGCCCCUGGCCCCCAUGCAGACUCCUGGCUCCAGAGGAUGCUGGGCCUGGUCCUCAAGGCCUCAGACCUGAGGGUCUCCCUGCCAGAAGCGCCCCCGCUGACGGUGCUGCUCCUGCAGAGAUACAUGGCCGACGGGCUGCCGCCCCUGCCCGACACCCCCUGCCCGGCCUAUUACUAUGACGUGACUGUCACGGAUGGCACCUGCCAGGAGAAGUGCCUCCUGGUCCCCCAGCUGAACGGCCUGGUCCAGCAAAACAGGCUCAGGGCUGGCCGGCGGGUGAAGAUCACCCAGUGUUCCUACAUGUACAACGAGCGGAGCCUCAGCUCGGGCUUUGUGUGCAUCGAAGGGCUGGAAAUCCUAGCAGGGGCCGCGGCCGUCCCGGGGGCUGCCUCCCAGCUGGGAACGUGCCAUGUGAAGACCGUCCUCCCCCUGAAGGGGGGCAGGAAGCAUUACCUUCCUCUGUGGAACAAUGACGAUCCCUUUGGGGACGUGUGGGUGGCGAGGAAGCCCCCGAGGGAGGUCGGUCUGGAGGAAUUAAAACCAACAUCUAUCUCUAUUCUGGACAUGAGCUGGGAAAGCAGAUUCAGCUUCCCACCGUUGCGUGUCAGAAUCAUCCAUAAGUCUCGUUUACGGUAUUUUGGAAAACCAAAAUCAAAGCUAGAUGUGCCAUAUCAGGCUUGUUUUGAUGUGGCUGAUCAAUCUGGCAUGGUGUUAAUGGUGCUGUGGGGCCCUUUAUGCCCUGAAUGGUAUCACAGUAUGAACAUCGGCACAGUGCUGCUGCUUGAAAAAUAUGCUGUGAAAAAAAGUAUAUUUUCUAAAAUACAGCCAGGUCCUGAAGAUUUGCACCUAAAGAGAUUCAGUUCAAUAGAAAUUGCUUUGAACGUUCGAGACCCCCCAGCUAAAAUUAACAUCAUUCCAGAACAUAAAAUUAAACCAGAGUGGAAGUUGCCUGAAGUUGAAUAUCAGUUUGCAACAAGAUCUGAACUGGACCAAUUAGCACAAAAUCAGUUUUGUGAAAUCAUUGGACUUGUACAAUACGUUGGACGGGUCGAGCGCAAGAGGAAAAAAGGUUGUGUGGAAGACUUUUGGACAUAUCGCUGGGUACAUGUUGUUGACGGGACCUCAGAGCAGCCUUUUAUGAUAGAAUUGUUUUCCACAUCUCAGCCAGAUAUAUUUGAGCAAAUUUACCCAAUGACCUACUUGGUCUGUACCCAGAUGAGAGUGGAACGAAUUAUUUCCGAGAAUGGUUCCAGUAUGGUCUAUUUAACAACUUCUGCGAAAAGUCAAAUGUUUAUUUCAGGAUGGCACAAGGGCCAGCCCUAUAGAAAAGUUCCAAAAGUGAAAAACUUUAUCCAGUGGAUGGUAAGCCAAGAGGAAGCUGCCUACGCAGACAAGGUCGUCAUUGGGGGAUACUACGCCUUCCCGCCGCUCCCACCUACGUUUGCAGAAUAUUGUAAAAAUAUGAAUGAAGAAUUAGUUUUGAUAUACAUCAGUGAUAUUGGCAAGGAGAUUGACAGUUUGCACUACAGGGAACAGAAGCACAUUGCUUUUCAAGGGAUAAUUAGUGCUAUAAGACGUGUCAGCUGUAACAGUACCUCCCAGAAUGCCUCAGGAGAAUCACCAAUGCAGGUAUGGUUGCACCGUUUUUUGCAAGAUAGCUCCGAUGAAGAGGACGACAAUGCAGAAGUGAUGGAAACAGCACAAACACAUGACAGGCACAAAGGAAUAGCUGAUGCAUCUGAAAAAGUUCACCCACAAGGGACGCGCUGCUCUUCCUGGGAAAGUGUUCUCUGGACCACGGUAAAAGGCAACCUGGCACAGCACUUGAACUUCAGCAAGAUUUCCCCAGAAAGCUUCCCUUGUAAAUUUAAUUAUGAUCACAAAGAAGCCUUAUUGAAACAAUACAACCUUCAAGCAGCCAAAUUCCAGCCAGAAGAGUGUCUAACAAGUGGAGAAAUGAGUCACUUUGAAAAUGCCUGUCCUCUGGAAUACUAUGAAGUGGCUAUUCUUGGCAUAAAUCACGAUGUAGCCAUAGAGGUUGCCUUCCUGAGUGACUCUUACUUAUUUCAAGUCAAAGAUACAUCACAAAAUGCAGGACCUUCUCACAUAAAUGAUACUUCACCUUGCCAGGAGACCAUUAACGAAGAAGGACUUUCUGAGUUACUUUCACUUCCAGAUGAUAUCAAAACGGCUGCCCUGGAGAAGCAACGUGUCAUCUGUAUUCUGGACGUAUGUCCCCUGAAUAGUGACAAAACUGAAGUCUUUCUUAGGAAAAUAUAUAAGAUAACAGAAGUUGAUGUAGUUAACCAAACAUAG